Molecule: messenger RNA, 2697 nt
Organism: Cyprinodon variegatus (sheepshead minnow)
Lineage: Eukaryota; Metazoa; Chordata; Actinopteri; Cyprinodontiformes; Cyprinodontidae
Product: RNA polymerase II elongation factor ELL-like
Exons: 12
Coding region: 139-1995 (618 amino acids)
Biological process (GO): positive regulation of transcription elongation by RNA polymerase II; transcription elongation by RNA polymerase II; snRNA transcription by RNA polymerase II
Cellular component (GO): transcription elongation factor complex
Molecular function (GO): cis-regulatory region sequence-specific DNA binding
Source: RefSeq, a predicted model, not a curated record
CGGAGCAGCAGCAGGAGACACACUGCUCCGCGGAGGUCUUUAUUCGGAUCCGUCUCGGUCAAUGUUUGCUCAUUUCUAUGGUAUCGGACGGAUUUUGCUCGGAGUAAACUGUGAGCGGGAGGGGAGGACUGCAGCGCGAUGUCGGCUCUGAGGGAGCAGCGGUGUUACGGGCUUUCCAGCGGUAAACUGAACCCCGGCUCUAACGUCUCCGUUUUUCACGUAAAACUCACUGACAGCGCGGCAAGAGCCAUCGGGAGCUUUCACAACGGCAAGAGCUGGUCUUCCUGUCCUACCAUCACCUUCAAUGGAAAUCAAGGGAGAAUUGCCAUCCCUUGCUCAGAGAAUGGAAAUGAAGCGCGGAUCUUCACCUUUGGAGUGACUAACGUCGCUCGCAAUAGUCCGCAUGGGAGCUUCGACUGUGUCAAACAGCGCAGCAUAGGUGCCGCCGAGGAGCUGACAUGUCUUGGAGUGAUUCAGAAGAAGAUGACGGUCAACGCCACAGAUGAUUCGUACGAUAAAGCCCGCCAGAGCUUGGCCCAGGCAGAGGAGGAGACCCGCAGCCGAGGGGCCAUCGUCAUCAAAAACGGAGCGCGCUACCAGGGUAAGAAGGUGACUGUGCGAGCCCCAGCUCCUGCACUGGCCAAACUGACCAAGCCUAAAUACUCAUCCCACUCCCUCCUCAACAUUAAAAGGGGGGUCAGCACGUCCAGGCCCAGGAAGGGUCCCUGUCCUGUGAGCAGAAAAAGUGACAUCCAGGAUCGGCCCCUCAGGGAGAGAGUUAUGCACCUGCUGGCUCUGAGGCCGUACAAGAGGCCUGAGUUGAUCCUGAGGCUGCAGAAAGACGGGCUUCCAGAAGGAGACAAAGAUCUGCUGGACUCGGUCAUCAUGGAGGUGGGACAGCUCAGUAACAGAGACAGCACAUUUGUUCUGAAGGACGGCCUUUAUAAGGAGCUGCAGAAGGACUGGCCAGGAUACACCUCAGGGGACCAGCAGCUUCUGAAGCGCAUCCUCGUCAGGAGACUUUUUCAACCACAGCAGAACCUCCUCACUGUCCCCGAGGCGCAGGUCAGCCCCCUUCGAGAGACCCCCAACUCUUCCCCAGCACACCGCCCGAAACACUCCCUUCUAGAUGAAUCCGCUGAGCCUCUGGCUAGUAAGAAGCCCAGGAUAUCCCUCCUAUCAAGAAAAUCAGCCAGCGAGAAUUCAAGACGGAGGUCGUCGAAACAAGCGACCCGGACAGACGCAGGAGCCAAAGCAGAAGAGGAGCAAAAUAACUCGCUUGACCCUAAAAGACUCUUUGAGUCGCUGUCAGCAGUUUGUCAACAGGAAGCAGAAGUGGCUAAAAGGCUGGAGCCAAAGGAUUCUCCUCAAGAGGAACCUAAAGAGCCAAAUGAGCAACAGAAACCCAAAUCUGAUGGGCCCCCGCCGCCCCUGAUGGUGCCCGAUCUGAGCAGACACGCAGUCAGGAAGAAGAAGAGCAAACACAAAGAUCAGGAGAAAGAUGGAUGGAGAGACGGAAAGGAAAGAAGAAAAGAGAAAAGUUGCAGUUCGGAUUAUUCAUGUAAAGAUCCUUCGGAGUGCAAAGAAUCCAGUGGAUUGUUUGACUCCAAUGAACCCCAAGCUGACGCCGUGACAGCCGACUAUUUAUCGAAAUAUGUGGUGAUCUCCAGCCAGAACCAGAGACAGAGUUACAAACAGGACUUUAAUAAGGAGUACAGCGAGUACAGAGAUUUGCACGCUCGCAUCGACAGCGUCACACAGCAGUUCAUGGAACUGGACACUCAGCUCAAGCAGCUUCACCAGGAGUCGCAUAAGUACAAGACGGUUCGGAAUAAAAUCCUUCAAGAGUACCGCAAAAUUAAAAAGUCUAAUCCCAACUACAAUCAGGACAAAGUUCGCUGUGAGUAUUUACACAACAAGCUGGCCCACAUCAAGAAGCUCAUAUCGGACUUUGACCAGCAGCAGCUCUCUGUGGAUCACAUCAGUGCCAAAUGAAGAGUCCAGCUGGAGAGAUUACAGCCAGAACAAGAAGCUGAGCUCUUCAGAGCCUCGAGAAACCGGCUGUGAAUAUCAGCAUGGUUUAGAGUAAAGUGAAGAGCUCUAGGACAUCUGCACUAGCGUUAUGCAGACACCAGGAUUCGCUACAGUUCUGUUAUGGAAGCGAAAAACUGCAAACCGAUGUGAAGAUGAGCUGCUUCACCUGAAAUCAUUCAGCAGAUCCCGCCCAGCUUAUCUUUAUACUUUAUUUGUGAAGUAAUGCUUGUAUGUCCUGGUUGGUGUUAACCUGAGACUGCUGCAUGCUGUACAUACCCAGGAAGGUGACAUCAUUUUUAUUAAAGGGUUUUUUUGUUGUUUUUUUUUUUGUUUUCUGUGAUGGCAGCUAAGAUUCCAUUCUGUCCUUCAGUAUUAUUUAAGCUUGGUGAUGAAUGUUAAUCAGUUCGGACCCGAUUAAUGAAAAACUCCAUCUCUACCAAGGACUCAACCUUCUCUGCACUCAAAAACUGUUACGUCGGUGAAGGUACUGUGUCACAUUCACUGAAAGUGUAAAAACGAAUCAACGGGUUAGAACCACCAGAGAACCUAAUGUACAGCGCCGUUCAUACUGUAAGCUGAGAAUUAAAACAAAAACACUGAAAUGUGAAAAAAAAUGCAUGAUAUGUGGUUUACAGACUGCAUGAUAAAAGUGAAGAUGUUGAC